AUGCAACGCAAGCUCUCCGCGUCUGCAGCUCAGCUGGAGCCGUACAGCAUGAUCACCCAGACCGGCUGCGUGCGCAUCUCGCGGUGCACGCAGGUCCUGGCGCUGCUCCAGCGCACCAGGCGGCAGUACCUGCGCCAGAAGCUGAUAAUGACCGCCGAGGUCGUUUCUCCGCUGCUCUUUGUCCUUCUCCUUAUCAUCCUGAACGUUGCCUUUGGAGCCGAUUCCAUCCCUGAGACCAUCUUCACAGCCACUACCCUCUACAGCUACCAGCUGAGCUCGAAGGACUACAGGACAUACCUGUGCUACAAUGACACGAUGCGACCAAUCAAGGGCCUGGACUUGUGUGCCCACGUCGACUUCCCAUACGUGUGCGACGGCGACGAGUCGGACAUUCCAGUGUAUGGGCUGUGCUACCUUAGCCCCUUCGUCACCCCUGCCGCGGUGGUGAAGCAGUACGUCGACUCGUUUAUGGGGAUCCUCAUUGCGCUUCCGUCCCUCGACUCGAUCAUCGUGCACCAGUGGAUGGCCAAGAAGGCUGGCCUGGCCAAGGACUCCCGUUCCCGCACCGCCCUGGCGGCGCUCUCGAGCGUCGGCAUCGCCGUGUCCUCCGCGACUCGUUUCGACUCCAUCUCGCACUCGGGCCUCCUUUACUUCGCCCCCGCUGCAAAGGUGCCGGCGGCACUGAUUGAAUACUUUCAAAGCCACUCCGCUAUGUUUGAGUACGUCUACGGCGGCGUCUUUGACACAGUCGCAGAGGCGCAGGCAGCCAUAAAAGUCAACAGUGCAGAUGAGUUGCGCAGUUCCACCUGGGGCCUAAUCAUUGUCAACGACAUUACAGAUGGCUUUGAUGUGCAAGUGCAGCUGCAUAGCUCCGCGUUGCCGUCGCUGUCGCUGCCGACGGUAUCGCUGGAGUUUCGCGGAGGCUUCACGUACGACGGUACCGACAUGUUCCUCGCUUCUGGCUUCCUGUCACUGCAACAGGUGAUGUACACAUACUUUUACGAGAGCAAGGCUCAGGCAGGAACGCUAGCCAACCUUAACAGCGGCGCAGUCAACCCGUACACGCUCAAGGAGAUCUACCCCGUUAUCGCCUCCUACCCCUCCAUCGCUUCGGAGACGCCGUACCUGCUCUCGCUCUCCCCCUCCCUCGUCGCCUUCGUGGUGGUGUUGUCCUUCCUCUACCCCUUCGCUCAGGUGACAAAGCGCGUUGUGCUGGAGAAGGAGCUGUGCAUUCAGGAGUCCAUAUGUAUUAUGGGACUGAAGCGCUCCUCCUGGUGGAUACAUUUUCUUCUGGUCAUCUUCUUCGAGUACGCACUCAUCUCGAUUCUGCUGACAGCUCUCCUGUGCGCCGUCAUUGCGCCGCGCUCAAACCCCUUCGCCGUCUUCGUUAUCCUGUUCGUGUACUGCCUCACCCUGAUCCCGCUGUGCGGCCUCGUCUCUGCCUUCUUCAGUCGUGCUCGCAUGGCGGCGCUGAUGUCGCCGCUGGUCUAUUUUGUCCUCUCAAUCCCAGUCUUCGCCAUGGGCGCAGCGAACCGCGUCACCGUCAUCGGCCUGUCGGUUUUCUCUCCGAACGCACUCGCCUCGCUCCUGAAGGUAGUCUUCACCGUCGAGGCGGGCGGCGGCUUUCACAUGGCCCACUUCCAAAGCCCCUACUUCAACCCCGAGCCGUACCUUAUCAUGGUCAUUCUCGCGUGCGACUGUGUUCUUUACCUACUCCUCAUGCUCUACCUCGAUGCCGUGCUGCCACGAGAGUGGGGCACCCCCAGGCACCCGCUCUUCUUUAUUUUCGAGCUGUGGGCGCAACUGAAGAGCGCCUACGGCUGCAGCAAGCGUAUCCUCAGUAGGUACCAGUAUGGAAGUGCAUCUCAGCCUUCAGCUGGCACGGCGGCCACGUCAAGGACGCUAGAUGCAGUGACAGUAACUAGUGAGCAGCUCGAGAGCGGCAAGAUGGGUGGCGAUGUCACUGCUGCGCUGGCCCUCGACCACAGUGCAAGUGGGAACUCCCCGACUGGCGAUGAGAAGGAUGUCAGCGUUUGCAUCAAUCACCUCUGCAAGUACUUCAAGCGCAACGGUAGGCGCUUUGCGGCGGUGGACAACGUAUCGUGGAACAUGUAUCGUGGUGAAAUCGCCGUGUUGCUGGGGCCGAACGGUUCUGGCAAAUCAACGACGAUCAAGAUGAUCACCGGCAUGCUGGCCCCCGACAGCGGCGAAUGCUUCAUCGAAGGCUACUCGAUGACUCGGCAUGUGGCUGAAGCGCGGCGAGAGAUCGGUUACUGCCCACAGCACAACAUCCUGUGGCCUGACCUGACCUGUCGCGAGCACCUCGAGUUCUACGGCAAGAUCAAGGGGCUGCGCGGAGCUGAGCUGGAGGACGCUGUCGUGGAUGUUCUCCGUGCCGUCGAUCUCGAGGAAAAGAUGGACGCCAUUCCGAUGCUCAUGUCAGGUGGCCAGAAGAGGAAACUGUCCGUCGCGAUCGCCUUUGUGGGCCGCAACCGUGUCGUUUUCCUCGAUGAGCCAACCGCUGGCAUGGACGCGGCUGCGCGACGCCACACGUGGUCCCUUCUGCGCGCCAUGACCCGGUACCACACGAUUCUCCUGACGACGCACUACAUGGACGAGGCGGACCUGCUUGGUGACAACAUCGCCAUUGUGGCGGAGGGCGCGCUGCAGUGCGCGGGAAGCACGGCGCUCCUGCGCCAGUAUGCGGGGGUUGGCUACACGCUUCGCUUCGAUCUCACUCCCGUCUUGACGCAAGGGUAUGACGAUGCGGCCCGGCAAGCCAAGGCUGUCGCAGUGUGGGCUGAGCUCCAUCAACUGGUCAUUUCGCAUCUCCCCGAUUCCACCCUGGUGCUGCAGACAGAUGCAGAAGUAGAGUACGAGCUGCGACUCAGCACCGAUGCACGCCUGACAGAGUUUUUGAAGGAUAUGGAGUCGCGCGGCAACCGGCAGCUACAUAUCCGCAGCUACGCGCUGCGGGCGCCGACGCUGGAGGAUGUUUUCCUGCGCGUCGUCGAGCACCAGAUCGCACCGCCUUCACAGGUGGCAGUGGAGCGGGCAUCGGACGAGGCGCCGGCACGCGAGCAGUUCGGCGGCGGCAAAGACGGUGAGAACGAUGGUCAGAAAACCGAUAUGCGAGCAUUUGGCGCACCGAACGCUAGCGGCAGCACCGAUAAGCCCAGAAGUCCAGUCGCCAUUGUCGCGUGCGCGACGUCUUCUCCGUUGAAUCGCCGCAUGUCGCGCGCCUCGCUGCGCUACCUCAACAACGAAUCGACGCUGAACUACGGCACCAACGCGAGGCCCAGCGCUAGCGACGAGGACCCCAUCGCCGACUUUGCGGCUUCGAGCCCAAUACAACGCUGGGCACCAAGCAGCAUUUUGGGCGCGAGGGCGAUAGCUGCCGCUGAACCCGAUGGCGGCGAUGCGACUGACGCACGCCUCGCCGGUAUCGCCAAGAACACUAAUGCGAGCGUCACGGAGAAGCAGCAGCAUCAGUACCAGGGAAACACCACAACGGUUAUCUCAGAUGGCGACAUCUCUGAAGUGGCCAUAGAAGUGGCUUGCGUGAACCGUCCAGGCAGAGUGUCCUGCCCACCACUCUCAGGGGCCAUGUUGAGCAAAAGCCCCAGGCAAACCGACCCUGUCUCCGCCUCCACCGCAGCUGUAGUACCAGAGAUGGGCUGGAAUGCCUGCAACAAGGCCCUCUUCUACAAGUGCGCCACUGACCGUCACCUCGACCAGGUCUGGGCGGUACAGCACACGUCGCAGCGCUGGCGCCUGUGGGGGCUGCAGCUGCGUGGUAUGAUAUACAAGCGCUUCCUCUGCGCCAUCCGAGACCCACGCAUGCAGUUUUUUCAGAUCGUCUGCCCGGUCUUUUGCACCCUCCUGGCGAUGUCGCUGCAGCUGGUGAAGGGCGGCAAUGGGGGGACGCUGCACCUCUCUCCCUCGGCUUUCGGCGUGCAGUCGGCGAUGCAGGUGUCGGGGUGCACAAACUACAUGGGCGAUGUGGCACACAUGCACACAUAUGGGCACAACUUUAGCGAGGUGUCUUUUAGUGAUCCCAACUUCGUCAAUUCCACGGACAUGUCCAAAGAGCUGCUCGACACGUGGCUCACUCAUAGCCGCAAUCGCUUCAUGAGCCUGCAGUGCGGCGACCCCUACAUAGAGCUGUACCUGACCCUCUUCUAUCCCCAUGUCAUCGGCGCGCGGCAGGUCAACACGCUCCUGUACAACACCUCCUCGCGCAACAGUCUUCCGAUAGCGAUGCACAUGACUCACGCGCUGGCAUACUUCGGCGCCCUCGGCACGAGUGCUGAUGCGGCCGCAGCCACCUACACGAUGAGCUUGACUGGACUGCCGCAGGACGCAAAGACGACGCAGACAGCAAACACCAUUCCCAGCAUUCUCAUUGGCGUCAUCGUGCUGAUCCCGUUCACCUUUCUGCCGGCUAACCCGGUGGCGUGGGUGGUGAAGGAGUACGAGUCGCGUGCGCGGCACCUGCAGACUGUCUCGGGGCUCUUCUACCUCGUUUACUGGCUUGGCAACUUCCUGUUCGACUUCACCGCCUACGUCGUGUCCAUGAUCUUCAUCAUCGUCAUCUUUGCCAUCUUCCAGCGCUCGGAGUACAUUGGCUAUGAGACGAUCGGGGCCACCAUUACCGCCUUCGCCAUUUAUGGUGUUUGCUAUUGCUGCUUCUCCUACAUGGUGAGCUUUGCCUUUACCGAGCACACAACGGCGCAGAUUUUUGUGCUGGGUGUGAGCUUCAUCACGGGCUUCCUGUGCGUUAUGCUGGUGUUCAUGUUGAGUCUGCUCGACAAAACGCUCUCGGCGUCGAACUCGCUGCGAUGGAUCUUCCGCCUGCUGCCGCCCUACUCCAUUGGUGAGGUGAUCCUCAACCUGGCGCUGCUGGAGCAGAAGAAGAUGACGGACCCGUCGUUGACGGCGUGGAGCAUGUCCAUCACGGUCUGGCCUGACAUCUACAUGGCCAUCGAGGCCCCAAUCUUCGCCGCCAUCACGCUGCUCUGGGAUCACCCCAACCGGCGCGCGGUCAUCGACCGGAUUCGUGUUUGGUGGGCCGCGCAGUGCUGCCGCUGCUCCGGUGGGAGGCGGCGCUGUCCACAUCGCACGCAAAAGGAGGACCAACAAGGCCAGCAGGCGACAAUGCCCGGCGCGGCUGUCGCCAUACCCACUGUGGCAGCAGCGGGUGACACCAACGCCUCACUUCAAAGCGCUAUGUUGCCCAUUCUGCGAAGCCACAGAAAUGGCUCUCUGACGUUCAGGGGCAAGGAGACGGCAGCGGUGGCGGCCACGGAAUCAAAAGUGUUGCUGCAAAGCCUCCCGCUACAGGCCAGCGUCGUCGUCUCUACCGCCCAUUCUUCUCCACACAAGCGACAGGAGGAGGAGGAGGAGCAGCUAGCGGCGCACGCGGCCCCACUCCCGGUUGGCGCUCAGAACAGCGGCGAUGCAUUGCCCAUGACGCUGAUUGCUGAAGUGGACGCAAACGUAGGAAGCGGUGUCGUAGGGUCAACUGAGGCCACGUUGAUGGGUAUUACAGGGGCACAGCAGAGUCCACAACAGCUGACGAGUGGUCGGCCCAUGAGCAGCCGCACGAACGGCGCCACGCAGCCUGCGCCGCUCCAGAUGGUCUACCCGCCUCCAUGGUGGCACAAGGCGGAGGUGCUACGGCGGGGCGAGGAGGACAGCGACGUCGAGGAGGAACGCUGCGCCGUCUACCAAGCCGAGCGGCAGCAACUCGCCGAACAGGAACGACCGUUCAUCAGCGUUGCCUCGCCGCGCCCCCACUCACGCGGCCCAACCCACCAACGACAGAUCGAACCGACGGUGGAGUCGUGUGAUGUGGUUCGUGUUGUCGAUCUCCGCAAGGUCUACAAGGCGCCGCGCAAGGUGGCAGUGAGUGCGCUGACGUUCAGUGUCAUGGCCGGUGAGGUAUUCGGCUUCCUCGGCACCAACGGCGCCGGCAAGAGCUCUGUCUUGUCCAUCAUCACACAGGAGCAGCAGCCGACGAGCGGCCGCGCCUAUGUGUGCGGCAACGACGUGGUGCGCUCGAGCCGGCGCGCAGCUGAGUGUCUUGGGUACAGCCCGCAGUUCGAUGCGUGUCUCGACCUCCUCACCGUGACGGAGCACCUGCGUCUCUACGCCAUGGUGCACGGUGUGCCCGUCGGACAGCUGGACAACCUCGUCACCAGCCUCCUGGCCACCUGCAACCUCACGCAGUAUCGUCAUGUCUCUCCCAGCCAGCUCUCGGGCGGCAACCGGCGAAAACUGAGCGUGGCCAUCGCGCUGAUCGGGGCACCCAAAGUGUUGUGCCUGGACGAACCAAGCUCCGGAAUGGACCCGCUGGCGCGGCACCUGCUCUGGCGUUUUCUGGAUCGCGUCUCUCGCAAGUGCUCCAUCAUUCUCACGACACACCACCUGGAGGAAGUGGAAGCCCUCGCGGACUGCGUCGGUAUCAUGGUAGACGGUGGUCUACGCUGCUUCGGCGACCUGCCACACCUGAAGCACAAGUACGCCCGAAACGCCUAUGAGCUGACGCUGCGCGUUUCGCCGGCGGGGCGUCGGAGCGCGCAGAAACGCCGCGAAGAGCAGUAUCAGCGCGCCACAGCGGAGGACGGCGUCUCACCUGUGACGAACUGCCAACGUUCAAACGCAAGUAGUCCGCACGGCCUGAGCAGCAACAACCAGAGCAACACGAUCAACUCCGCGCUGGGUCGUCGCAUGUCCACCUCCUACGCCGGCAACGACCUCAUCGACACCUCCGAUGACAUCUUUCAGUUCAUGCUCAAGACGUUCCCAUCGGCGCUGCUCAUCGACACCUUCAACAACGAGCGGUACAUCUACACUCUGCCGGCGACCCGCGACGUGGCGGACGCCAUGCAGCAGCUCCUGCAGGAGCAGCGAAGUCAGAGCAGUAUGCCGUUUGCGCAGACCCCAUUAGCCAACGCGGAGUAUGCCGGUCGCCGCAGCACUGCCAAUGCGGUCCAAAGUUCCCCGCCGAUUGUGCGCCUAUCAGAGGUGUUUGAGACACUGCGGGCCGCUCAGGGGGAGCUGGGUGUCACGGAGUACAGCGUGUCGCAAGUGUCGCUCGAGCAGGUGUUCCUGCGCGUGUGUAACGCCGGGGAAGCGGUCAGGCGGGACCGCCACCGCAACCGCCCCAUCCCUGCCGCCCAGUCUGGUCAGCCUACAACCUUCGUCGUCAACUCAAACACAUCCGGCGGCGUGACUCCUCAUGGCCCUCUGCCGCAGCGACAUGGGACCUGCGCGACUUUCAUGGCGCAGAGCUCGGCUGAAUCGAUGAGUGAGGGCGGUGCGUCGCCGUCACAGCGUCUGUUGAGCAUACCGUUGUACAGUGGCCUUCCUGGUGGCGCGGUGUCGCCUCGUGGGACCUUCGCCGAGUACCGCCGUCAACGCGCCCUGUGUCGACUUCGCACUGAAGCGGCUGAGCCGCACUUCACCCCGUCGAAGCAGCGCCAGAUGGUACAGCCUGAUCACGAGAGCACGCCCUGA
This is a messenger RNA of Leishmania braziliensis MHOM/BR/75/M2904, 7521 nucleotides long. RefSeq names its product ABC1 transporter-like protein. The record is from RefSeq and is a predicted model, not a curated record. NCBI's taxonomy places the organism in Eukaryota, Euglenozoa, Kinetoplastea, Trypanosomatida, Trypanosomatidae. Gene Ontology annotation, cellular component: intracellular membrane-bounded organelle; membrane. Gene Ontology annotation, biological process: transmembrane transport; lipid transport. The transcript has a single exon. Gene Ontology annotation, molecular function: lipid carrier activity; ABC-type transporter activity; ATP hydrolysis activity. Bases 1 to 7521 code for a protein of 2506 amino acids.